This is a messenger RNA of Hibiscus syriacus, 4005 nucleotides long. RefSeq lists its product as uncharacterized. The transcript has 16 exons. The record is from RefSeq and is a predicted model, not a curated record. Bases 101 to 3859 code for a protein of 1252 amino acids. Lineage: Eukaryota; Viridiplantae; Streptophyta; Magnoliopsida; Malvales; Malvaceae.
UCGCUUUCCUUUUUUAUUUGGAAUGCUGAUUUUGAUCUGCGCUUGACUUGUUUGAUUCUCAGGUUUGGCAGUUCUAAGUCAGUAGAUUUACAGUGAAAAAAUGUUAAGUUCUGGGAAUAAUUUAAGCCGAGGGAAUGCAGGAUUGUCAUCAGAUAUGCCACCAUUGCCUCAGUGUUUGCCUUUGGAGUCAAUUUCAUUAGGAAACCAGAAAUAUACUCGGUCUGGAGAAUUAAGCAGGGUGUUGGGCGUUCCUCUUCGAAACAGUACAUCAGAUGAUCAUUCUUUUGGAGUUUCACACCCUAAACCUUGCCCUCCAGUGGCGACAGAGGAGCUUAAGAACUUUAAGGAAAGUGUUCAAGAUACCACCAGGAAGGCCAGGGAUAGAGUAAAAAGGUUGCGAGAGUCAAUUUCUAAACUCGAUAGGUAUAAAGAAGCUUUAAGCUCAAAGAAGCGACAGCGGAGUGAUAUUUCGAGUGAGAGAACUAGUGGAGUAAAUAUUACAAAUAUGGGAAGCCAGAUUCUUAGAAAUGAUCAUGACUUAAUGACUCAAAGAUUGGAGGAUAGGCCAAAGAGUAUGGGGCUCAACAAGCGUGUUCGCACAUCAGUGGCUGAUUUAAGGGCUGAUAAUAGAACUGCUGUGAAUCCAAGGCAGCAGGGGACAAUAGAAAAAGAUGGUGAUGUGCUUUCAGCUGUUAAUGGUGGUUCUGCUCGAAUGGAAGAAAAGAUCCGCAGAUUGCCAAGUGAAGGAUGGGAGACAAAGAUGAAAAGGAAACGAUCUGUUGCAGCUGUGGGAAAUAGAGUUGCUGGUGGUGAUCGAGAUAUAAAACCAGUAAUGCAAGCAAAGCUGAGUUCUGAAUCAAAGUUACGAUCAUGUGAUAUACAGGGUUUCAGAUCAAAAUCUUCCCUAGGAGUUGGUGGAAUUAGAAAGUCUGACGCUUCUUUUGAAGCGGCUGGUUCAGAUGCCAGUACAGUGCUAAGGUAUGAAUCAGAGAGUACCUCAAUUCCUCGAGAUCGUGCGGCUAUGUUGGAGCAGAGGGUUGUAAUAAAAGCAAAUAAUAAGGAAACUCUCCAGGAUGACAAUCAGGCAAUUGGCCCAAGUACAAUGCUAAAAGCGAAAGUUUCUAGGGAACCACGAACUGGUUCCAUCAUGGUGUUAGACUCAUCUUCAAAAGUUCACCUCUCAUCUGGAGCUUUGCAGGGAUGGGAACAACCAAAUCUAAAUAAGAUCCAAUCGUUAGGUGUUGGGAGCAAUAAAAAACGUUUGAUGUCUACAGGUUCAUCUUCACAGGCCAUGUCUCAGUGGGGUGGUCAGAGACCACAUAAAAACUCACGUACAAGGAGAACAAAUUUAGUGUCACCCUCUAAUGCUGAAGUUCAGAUUUCAAAUCAAGGCUUAACAACUCCUGAUUUCGGUGCUAGGGCAUCUAUUGGAACUGGUGGAUCACUGCUUGGCUGCAGUGUAGAUAAUGCUACUCCCAGAAUUAAGAGGGAACCUGAUAAUGUUUCUUCUCCAUUUGGGUUUUCUGAGAGUGAAGAAUCAGGAGCUGGAGAUAACAAAUCAAAAGAGAAAGGAAUUGAUUGUAGUGAGGUUACUUUACCUACAUAUCAAAAAGCUGAGUCUUUCUUAUUGCCCACAAGGAAGAACAGAAUGUCUACUAAUGAAAUUGGAGAUAGAGUCCGAAGACAAGGAAGGAGCGGAGUUAAUGUGCCAUCCUUGACAAAACCAGGCAUUCCUCCGAUGAGGGAGAAGUUGGAGAAUAUUACGACAACCAAGCCAAUACAAAGUGCGAGAUCUGCUUCUGAUAAAAAUAGAAGUAAGACAGGGCGUCCACCUUCCAAAAAGCUGAAAGAUCGCAAGGCCACAACUCGUGUUGGGUUGAUACAGAAUAAUGUGUCUUCAGAUUGCAUAGGUGAAUCUGAUGAUGAUCAUGAUGAACUAUUUGCAGCUGCCACUUCUGCUCGAUUUGCCACUAGUCUUGCUUGUUCUGGUCCUUUUUGGAAGAAAAUGGGAUCUAUUUUUAAUUCUGUCAGCUGUGAAGACGCAUCAUUCCUUGGACAACAGCUAAAUUUGGCAGAAGAGCUUGAUGAGACUCAUGAGAGUUUGUCUCAGAUGUUUGGAGAUGGAUAUACCGUUUUGGGUGGUGUGACACCAAAAGAUGCACCUAGUUCUGUUGAAGAAAUUGCCAAAACUAACACCGCAACUGGAGGAUUGGAUCUAAAACAGUUUGAAAAGGUUACUCCUUUAUGCCAAAGAGUUCUUUCUGCUUUGAUAGAAGAAGAUGAAAGUGAAGAAAUUUACAACCACGUUGAAGCUAAGAAUAUGUCUCUUCACUAUGCAAGUGAUGAUUCUCAUUGUGGUUCUUGUAACCAUAUGGAUGUUGAACCUAAAGAUAGGGACAGGAUAGAGUCCGAAGUUGAGUCGAAUGCAGAUUUUCAGUGUCAGAAGAACUCUCUGUUAGACAGACUCUCUUAUGAUGCAAGCGUAGCAUCCACCACAAUUAGGAACUCCAGCAUGUCUAAUUCAUUACAUAGUAGUGAAAGGUGGUUGGGAGAUGAUGAAUUUUCACAUUCAGAUAUGGGGCCUGUGAGUGAAAUAUGUUCAACUGACUUGGGUCAGGUUCAACCCAAGGAAAUGAGUAUUUCUGUCGUUUCUUCUUUGGAUGGCCAGUACCAGUUUAUGCCUAUGGAGGACAAGCUUUUGCUGGAGCUACAGAGUAUUGGUCUUUAUCCAGAGAUUUUGCCUGAUUUGACAGAGGGAGAAGAAGCAAUAAAUCAAAAUGUUGUUGAACUUAAUGAACAUCUUUAUCAACAGAUCAAGAAAAAGAAGAAAAAGUUGGGGAAGAUUGAUAAAGCCAUUCAGAACGGGAGAGAAGUAGACAGAAGGAACAUCGAGCAUGCGGCAAUGGACCAACUGAUACAAAUAGCUAACAAGAAACGUUUGGCUUGUCGUGGGGGCAAUUCAUCAAAAAGUGCAGUUAGUAAGGUUUCGAAACAAGUUGCGUUGGCUUUUAUCAAGCGAACACUUAGUAGAUGUCGAAAAUUUGAAGGGAAGGGCAACAGUUGCUUUAGUGAACCUGCAUUGCAAGAUGUCAUGUUUUCUGUACAGCCAAGCAGCAACGAAGCAAAAUCUGUUGAAUGUAUUGGCUCUGGAACUGCUAGUAAUACUUGCAAUGAAACAUCCAACCAUCAAGCAGAAGCCAGGGGCUCAGGUGCUGUUUGUAGUACUUUUGAGAGGUAUGAUUCUCGAGACGCUCCUCCGGCUGUUCACUCGUCGGAGUAUGCCGUGUCCAAGUACGGAUCUAUGUUGAACAAAGGGAGAAGGAAGGAAGUAUUGAUUGAUGAUGUUGUUGGAAGUACUUCUAGGGUAAUGCCCGCUCUUGACGGCAGCACCAGAGGACUAAGAGGAAAUAAAAGUGAAAGAGAGAGGGAGCAAAGCAGAGAUAAUUUAAGAAAUACGAGUUCAAUAUCUGGGGCUGGUCGUGCAUCACUGGAUGGUGCCAAGGGUGACCGGAGAACAAAAUCAAAGCCCAAGCAAAAGGAUAGUUCGGGGAAUGGAUUCCAUGGCAGGCUUUCCGAUCCUUCACUACCUCCUUUGGCUAGCACUAGCAAGAUGGUCGAAAGAGGAGCGAGUAACGUUCGUCCGGAUUCAUCUAAAGAAGCUGACGAGCCUGUUGAUUUCGCGAAUUUGCAACUAACCGAGCUGGAUCCGAUGGAAGAAUUGGGUGUUUCGAAUGAGAUAGGUGGUCCCCAAGAUCUGAGUUCAUGGCUAAACUUUGAUGAGGUUGGUCUGCAAGACCAUGAUUCAAUAGGUUUAGAAAUACCAAUGGAUGACCUCUCAGGCUUGAAAUUUGCAUUUUGAUAGUCUUUCUACCCUUGCCGUUACUAAUUAGCAGCCCGUUUGAUACAAUUUGAUCAAGCAAGGAUAAUUAUGAUUCAUUCAUACUAAUAUAUGAUGUGCAUGUAAUUCAACAAUUUUGUUUUUUUUUAAUCCGGUUAUAUUCUUCU